This is a messenger RNA of Carassius auratus (goldfish), 1474 nucleotides long. RefSeq names its product splicing factor 3B subunit 2-like. Bases 45 to 1316 code for a protein of 423 amino acids. Gene Ontology annotation, cellular component: nucleus; U12-type spliceosomal complex. The transcript is spliced from 10 exons. NCBI's taxonomy places the organism in Eukaryota, Metazoa, Chordata, Actinopteri, Cypriniformes, Cyprinidae. The record is from RefSeq and is a predicted model, not a curated record.
GCUCCUCUGUCUCUCAGCUUGUGGCGCGUCCAGACGUGGUGGAGAUGCACGACGUGACGGCGCAGGAGCCCAAGCUGCUGGUUCACCUGAAGGCCGCCAGGAACACGGUGCCUGUGCCCCGUCACUGGUGCUUCAAGAGGAAGUACCUGCAGGGCAAGAGGGGCAUAGAGAAACCCCCGUUUGAGCUGCCCGAGUUCAUCAGGAGAACCGGCAUCCAGGAGAUGAGAGAAGCCCUGCAGGAGAAGGAAGACGCCAAAACCAUGAAGACCAAAAUGAGAGAGAAGGUUCGGCCCAAGAUGGGGAAGAUCGACAUCGACUACCAGAAGCUGCACGACGCCUUCUUCAAGUGGCAGAUCAAGCCCAAGCUCACCAUCCACGGGGACCUGUACUACGAGGGUAAAGAGUUCGAGACGCGUCUGAAGGAGAAGAAGCCGGGCGAUCUGUCUGCUGAGCUGCGGGUGGCUCUGGGGAUGCCCACCGGACCCAACUCUCACAAAGUUCCUCCUCCGUGGCUGAUCGCCAUGCAGAGAUACGGUCCUCCACCCUCGUAUCCAAACCUGAAGAUCCCCGGCCUCAACGCCCCCAUCCCUGAGGGCUGUUCGUUCGGGUAUCAUGCGGGCGGUUGGGGUAAGCCUCCUGUGGACGAGACGGGCAGACCGCUGUAUGGAGACGUGUUCGGCACCAACGCCAUAGACUUCCAGGCCAAAGCAGAGGAGGAGGAAGUGGACCGAACCCCGUGGGGCGAGCUGGAGGCGUCUGAUGAAGAGUCGUCUGAGGAAGAGGAGGAGGAGGAGGAGAGCGACGAGGAGAAGCCAGAUGAAACGGGCUUCUUCACUCCUGCAGACAGUGGCUUGAUCACUCCGGGCGGCUUCUCCUCCGUUCCCGCCGGCAUGGAGACGCCAGAGCUCAUCGAGCUCAGGAAGAAGAAGAUCGAGGAGGCCAUGGACGGAAACGAGACGCCUCAGCUGUUCACGGUGCUGCCGGAGAGGAAGGCAGGGGCGGUCGGAGCCGCUAUGAUGGCGUCCACACACAUCUACGACAUGUCUACGACGGUGACCAGUCGUAAGGGUGGAGUCUCGGUGCUGGGUGGAGACUCUCAGGGGGUGGAGGUGGCCCUGGCGCCGGAGGAGCUGGAGCUGGACCCCAUGGCCAUGACGCAGAAGUACGAGGAGCACGUCAGAGAGCAGCAGGUGGAGAAGGAGGACUUCAGCGACAUGGUGGCCGAGCACGCUGCUAAACAGAAGCAAAAGAAGCGCAAGGCUCAGCCGCAGGACUCACGCUCUGGAGCCAAGAAAUACAAAGAGUUCAAGUUCUAGCCCUGCGGUGUGACUCCUCCUUCAUUUCUUUCAUUUCUUCUUCCUUCAACCUGCUGAUGUCGUGUAGAAGCCCUUGUGUUUGUACUUCAUGACACAGAGCGACGGUUUUCAUUUAUGCUUGAUGUUUUUGUAAAUAAAAUGCUAGUCCAUGACAAACA